Messenger RNA from Bolinopsis microptera, 1668 nucleotides. Its product is annotated as major surface trophozoite antigen 11-like. Bases 1 to 1668 code for a protein of 555 amino acids. The record is from RefSeq and is a predicted model, not a curated record. The transcript has 12 exons. Gene Ontology annotation, cellular component: membrane. NCBI's taxonomy places the organism in Eukaryota, Metazoa, Ctenophora, Tentaculata, Lobata, Bolinopsidae.
AUGGUCCAAUGUCUUCACCAGCAACAUAUUCCAGUCUCAAUAAUUUCAGUAACAAGACAGAGAUCGGACGGAGAGAUAAUACCCGAUAGUGUUGAACACUCUAAAGACAACCCUCUAGAUCCAGAUCUUUCUCCAGACCGUGCUGUAGACCUGGAUCUGGAAACCUGGUCAAGCACAGAAGAAAAUGAUAAUGCCGACGGUAGCGAGAUAUGUAACGAGUACACCCUCACAGUGUCCACAGAGGGAGCUUCUGGAAGUCUGUCAACUUCAUCUGAAUGCAAAAUCGGGGACACUGUGAUGCUCGAACGAAAGGAUGGUGGUUCUUUUACGAUUAAAGAAAUAGCGGUUAUAGCUAGAGAAGAAACGUGUGAAUCAGGAAGUUACAGGUCAGCUAACACAUGCGAAAAAUGUACCGGAAAUACCAUCAGUUCAUCUGGUGCUAGUUCCUGUACUCCUUGUGGAGCUGGAGAAGAAGCGAACACUGCUAAAACAGUAUGCGAACCGUGUGCAGCAGGGAGUUACAUGCCAAAUGAUGGGACCUCGUGUGAAAUAUGUACUGGAAAUACCAUCAGUUUAUCUGGUGCUAGUUCCUGUACUCCUUGUGGAGCUGGAGAAGAAGCGAACACUGAUAAAACUGAAUGCAAACCGUGUGCAGCAGGGAGUUACAUGCCAAAUGAUGGGACCUCGUGUGAACUAUGUACUGGAAAUACCAUCAGUUCAUCUGGUGCUAGUUCCUGUACUCCUUGUGGAGCUGGAGAAGAAGCGAACACUGCUAAAACUGUAUGCGAGGCAGAAACGUGUGCAGCAGGGAGUUACAUGCCAACUGAUGGGACCUCGUGUGAACUAUGUACUGGAAAUACCAUCAGUUCAUCGGGUGCUAGUUCCUGUACUCCUUGUGGAGCUGGAGAAGAAGCAAACACUGCUAAAACUGUAUGCGAACAGUGUGCAGCAGGGAGUUACAUGCCAAAUGAUGGGACCUCGUGUGAACUAUGUACUGAAAAUACCAUCAGUUCAUCUGGUGCUAGUUCCUGUACUCCUUGUGGAGCUGGAGAAGAAGCGAACACUGCUAAAACUGUAUGCGAGCCAUGUGCAGCAGGGAGUUACAUGCCAAAUGAUGGGACCUCGUGUGAACUAUGUACUGGAAAUACCAUCAGUUCAUCUGGUGCUAGUUCCUGUACUCCUUGUGGAGCUGGAGAAGAAGCGAACACUGCUAAAACUGUAUGCGAGGCAGAAACGUGUGCAGCAGGGAGUUACAUGCCAACUGAUGGGACCUCGUGUGAACUAUGUACCGGAAAUACCAUCAGUUCAUCUGGUGCUAGUUCCUGUACUCCUUGUGGAGCUGGAGAAGAAGCGAACACUGAUAAAACUGUAUGCGAACCGUGUGCAGCAGGAAGUUACAUGCCAAAUGAUGGGACCUCGUGUGAACUAUGUACUGGAAAUACCAUCAGUUCAUCUGGUGCUAGUUCCUGUACUCCUUGUGGAGCUGGAGAAGAAGCAAACACUGCUAAAACUGUAUGCGAGCCAUGUGCAGCAGGGAGUUACAUGCCAACUGAUGGGACCUCGUGUGAACUAUGUACCGGAAAUACCAUCAGUUCAUCUGGUGCUAGUUCCUGUACUCCUUGUGGAGCUGGAGAAGAAGCAAACACUGCUAAAACUCGUCUCAAAUAA